AUGAAGUUCACUGUUGUCUCCCUCGUUACGGUUGCUUUCUUGUCUGUGGGCCCUGCAAUUGCGAUUCCCGUCGACAGCACCCAAGACACAACCACUGCCGAUGCAGCUUCUCGGACCGACGAUGCCACGCUGUCAGGUCCCAGUGCAACCUUGACUUCCGACAAGUCGGACCAUAUCUACACUCAUGCCCAUGGUCAAAAGGAAGCUGAAGACACCGAUCCCAACACUGACAAUGCCAUUUCUCAAACUGACGGUGCCAUGCCAGCAGGUGCCGGUGCAACCAUAGCUUCCCACAAAUUGGACCAUAACUGCACAGAUGCCGAUGCCCAUAAGGAGUUCAAAGAUGCUAAUACAGCCACUGCCGAUCCGAUGUCGGGGACCGAUGAUGCCACGGCAGCGGGUGCAACUAUUGCUCCCCACAAGGAUCAUAACUGCACAGAUGCUCAUGCGCACGAGAAGUUCGAACACGUUGGUCCAACCACUACUGCCACAGCUCCAGGCAGCGAUGGGGAGAUGAAGGCUUGGGUUAGGAGAGCUCCCGCCCAGCGCGGCACUCCUGACUCUAUAGAAGCCCAACACGCUAGUGCAGCAGAUGCUUCUUCCCCGGGCAGUCAGGGUAAUUCCCGUUCGCCCCAAGCUGACAACGCCCAAGAUGACAAAUGGAUACAUGGUACCUGCAAGCGAAAUAAAUGCACUGUAACCAUGCCAGGCGAAAACAAGGAACGUAAACCUGACUGCCAUGCAGACUCCCCGUGUUUAUAUCUUGGUUCUUGUGUCGUUAGUGUGCGCAAUCCGGACGUGGCAUUUUGCAGUUAA
Molecule: messenger RNA, 816 nt
Organism: Aspergillus caelatus
Lineage: Eukaryota; Fungi; Ascomycota; Eurotiomycetes; Eurotiales; Aspergillaceae
Exons: 3
Coding region: 1-816 (271 amino acids)
Source: RefSeq, a predicted model, not a curated record